UAGUUCUUUUAUUUUUUGUUGUUGAUGUAUUUAUCUACAAAUGGCCGGCUUUCAUCUCCAAGUGCACAUUUUGUUUUUGAUGAUUUCGUCUGGAUUUACACAAACAGAGGAGAACGUGGCGCUGUCUAAGUGGUACACACAAAGUUCGUUCCACCCGGUCUUCGCUCACAGGCCAGGGAAUGCUGCUAACGGAAACACCGACGGCCAUUUUGACAACGACAACUGUAUACACACCCACGCCGGAGAUUACCAGCCUUCCUGGGAGGUGAACCUUCAGCAAGUGUACCCAGUGUUGAACAUCACGAUUUUUGGACGAACUGGUUUCCUCCGUCGCCUUGUGGGAGUGUCGGUGAGAGUCGAUGGUGUUUUGUGUACUAAGAUAAGGGAACUGCCCACCAGACGGAGGACAUCCCUCUCGUGUGCAACUACACUUUAUGGUCAGAGGGUGAAACUUGAAAAAGAACUCAUUUCUUCAAAUUCUGACGAAAACGUCCUCAACAUUUGUGAAGUCCAGAUCAUGGUGUGUCCCCGUGGAUAUUUUGGAGACAGAUGCGAUCGUCCGUGCGGUAAAUGUCGUAAACGAAACAGUUACUGCGAUCGCUACACUGCAAAGUGCCAGCAUGCUCUCUUGCCAGCCUCGCUACACUGGCGACACUUGCCAAGAAUGUGUUGCUACAAAUACGGAGAAAACUGCAAAAUGAGCUGCGGGCGGUGCAAGGACAAAGUGGCCUGUCGCCAUGACAACGGACACUGUUCUUCUGGCUGUGCUGCAGGUUGGGCUGCACCCAUGUGUGAUACAGGUAAUCAUCCGAUAAUGAGAGAACACAGCACGGGGAAGUUUAAAUAAGUCUUGUUCUAGUUGUAUAUCUUGUACUGAAUGUAUCAAAGUGUAAAUGUAAUCUCUGAUACAAAACUAACAAACAAACAGAUCGAGGCUGGCUCUGCUUGAUUGGAAUAUUCGCCAUAUUGAAAGGCGACACUGUCUUAUUAUUUAGCAUGUCCUGUUAUAGUGUACACUCGUAUUUGAGGCACGAAGUGCUUUGCUUCAUUAAUUGUAAAACUGAAGACUUCUCUGUUCAUGCUCCAUGUUGGCGGACACUACGAGUGGCAAGAUGGCCGCCUGGUAGCUUCAGCAGCUUGUACUACACCGCGGUCAGCGACUACUCGGCAGUUUUAAUUUAGUUGUCCCAGGAUUGUUGUACUGGUGUCAAAUUGUGUCACUAAUCGCUCAUUUCUCAAAUUGUGUCACUAAUCGCUCAUUUCUGUUUCUAGUUUGGUUAACAAGCAUUAGUUACUCAAAUAUUUAAUUUAGUCCCUGUUUCUCAACGAGAAGCACAGGGCCUCGAAUAUUUAAAGUCAAUAAAAUUUAUUAGUUCCUGUUCUUUAAAAUUCAUGCUUUCUCUUAAGUCUCUCUUAACUGUCAAGCUUGUCUCUUCGUUAUCAUCUUCACUGCUUAUGAUGAUUAGUGUAGAUAUCGGGAAGAAUGUUGCAGAAGAUUCCCAUUGACAAAUUAUUUCUUGAUAAUUGUGCACUUUGCGUUCAAUUCAUUAUUCUUCCACCUUUUAACAUGCAAUCCUUUCUUCUACAUAUUUAUUUUUGAAGGACAAAUGCUUCUAGAUUCUUGACCUCAAAGAAAUGGUUGUUCAUGACAGUAAAAAACGUCUCGUAUUUAAUUUAGGGCUCGUCAAUUUUUUUUUAAAGUCUCUGUCUCGUAUUAUAACUCAGAGUGUCCAGCCCACACUUUCGGUGUGAACUGUAGGCAACACCUGCGGCAGGUGUAAGGACAAUGUCACGUGUGACAGGUCAGCGGCCUCUGCCCUUUACACUGCGCUGCGGGAUGGUCGGGACCUGGAUGUGACAAAGGUAAUCCUUGACUAACUUGUGAGUAUUUUAUUUUGUUCAUGACAAAAUAUCAUUUAAAGAGUCGUACAAAGUGUCACUCAGAAGUAAUAGACAAACAAACAACAAACAAACAACCCAGCCUGCAAAACUAAUGGGGUAGUAGUGGGCCCUACUACAGGUUGCCCACAGGUGGGCUGUGGGCUGUCCCAUCACAAACUACACUAUGCGCCUACCAGUUUUCCCACCAGUUUUCGCUAAACGCAGUUGUGUCCCCUAACGUCGGCAUACCCGCUUGGCGCAGUGCAAGCAAGUGGUGUAGAAAGAACAAACAAAGGAUUAUUCAAAUGUAGAAGAAAUCAAGGUGUGUCAAAAACAUUUGAAAGAAAAGGUCAACCAGUUGCUGCGCAUCCAUAAGGUCAAUGAUGACCAAAACUUGAGUGGAGCAGCACCUGAUAACUUUUCAUUUCCCUCUGACGAUAAAGGAAGAUGGCUGGAAGACCGUGGUGUGAAAAAGAGAAUGGUAUGUUUUAUAGCAGCUGUUUUCAUUAAUUUUUUUUUUUUGUUUAUAGAGACGUUACUGUUUUUUCCAAGAUUAUUGCAUGGCUAUCUUUAAGUGUGUCUUAAUUUUGUCACAACAAAUUUCAUUAACAUGAGCUUUUGGUUGCAUACCUCAGUAUUAUAGCAUUUUUUACUUUCCAGAUUAUCUCCUGUAUCCAGUGGGUGGGUGGUGAAUAGUGUUGCCACUUUGGUAUGCAUCAAGUACAAUUUCACUGAUGCCAAGAGGAAAAGAAGAUUCAAUGUACUCAGAUUAAGAGGAGUGAUGAUGAAUGAGUUAGCUCUACUGUAUUUGUGGAAAAUAUUUCUAAUAUGUGAAAAUUUAAUAUUAGCAUUGUUUUGUACUUCAUCAGUAUCAUUGUAAAGGCAUAUGGAGAAAGAAAUAUAAUAAGAAAUAGAAAUGUUAAGUUGCUUGUUCAGCUGAUGCAGCAUGUUUUAGUCUUUCCAAGAACAAUGGCUUACAGUAGAUACCUCAGUUUGAUGUUUGAUUCAUUAAUAAAUGCAAAGGAGGUAAGAGAAUUUUCUCUAAACUUCUUCACAAUCAUAGUAGUUUGCUGAAUUUUGGAGGCAUACCGUGGUUUUUUUUUCCAGCAAAGUAGAGAGACAUUAUAGCUUCUGUUGGGGCUUUUUUUCUCAUUUAUAUCAGAGGAUAGAACUUUGAUGAUUGUUUUCUUUUUAUAAAGUGUCAGUCAGGAGAAUGUUUCCACAAGCAACAGAAAUGGAAAUAAAUAGUGUGGCACAUAAAUGGUUCAUUAGUGCCAAGGACAGGGAUGGUGAGCGACAUCAGCAAUUCAACUCAACUACUGAUUCUGGCUCCCGGUUCCCUAGCAGGCUGUCUGGUGGUGCAUCAGUUAAUGAACCAGUAGAGUGAGGAUUAGCUGCACAGGGUUCUUGGACCUCGUCUUGGACACACUACUUUUGCAUGUGACAUCUGUUUGCUUCAGCAAAACCCGAGUUACAAAAGUAAAAGUUAGAAAUAAAAAUAAACCUGAGAGAAUCACCCCAAUGUAGAAAAAUAAUCAUUUUGAAUUGUCAUUUGCUUCUUGGUAUUGUCUUAGUGUGGUAGAGAUUUGAUAUCAUGCUGUGUGAAGGACCGACGGUUUUGGUGGUUAGAAAGUGGUGUAGUGGUAGGCAGAGCACCUGCUGGUGGUAUUAAGGUGGUGAUAGGGUGGGAUUUUGAUGGUGAGAAAGUGGUUAGAGGUGCCGAGGUGGGUAGACCACCUGUUGGGAAGCAAAUAGUCACACACACAGUCAGCCAGUUUGUACAUGUUACACAAUGUCCACAAAAAGCCGAAAGAAUAAAAGGUCUGAAUCUUUAAA
Pomacea canaliculata is the source of this 3717-nucleotide messenger RNA. Its product is annotated as fucolectin-7-like. The transcript is spliced from 6 exons. NCBI's taxonomy places the organism in Eukaryota, Metazoa, Mollusca, Gastropoda, Architaenioglossa, Ampullariidae. The coding region runs from base 41 to 847 and encodes 268 amino acids. The record is from RefSeq and is a predicted model, not a curated record.